AGAUGACCCGAGAACAAUACAUACUAGCAACACAACAGAAUAACCUGCCAAGGACAGAAAAUGCACAGCUUUACCCAGUGGGAAUUUAUGGAUGGCGAAAGAGGUGCUUAUACUUCUUUGUCCUUCUGCUGUUGGUUACCAUGAUAGUUAACUUAGCCAUGACAAUAUGGAUAUUGAAAGUUAUGAAUUUCACUGUGGAUGGUAUGGGAAAUCUGAGAGUCACCAAGAAGGGAAUCCGACUUGAAGGUAUAUCUGAGUUUCUACUUCCAUUGUAUGUGAAAGAAAUUCAUUCUCGAAAGGAUAGUCCACUGGUCUUACAGUCUGACAGAAAUGUAACAGUGAAUGCAAGAAACCACAUGGGGCAGUUAACUGGACAGCUGACUGUAGGAGCUGAUGCUGUGGAAGCUCAGUGUAAAAGAUUUGAAGUGAGAGCCAGUGAAGAUGGCAGGGUGCUGUUUUCUGCAGAUGAAGAUGAGAUUACCAUUGGGGCUGAAAAGCUGAAAGUUACAGGCACUGAAGGAGCUGUUUUUGGGCACUCUGUGGAGACGCCACACAUCAGAGCAGAGCCAUCUCAAGAUCUCAGGCUUGAAUCACCCACCAGAUCCUUGAUCAUGGAAGCUCCUCGUGGGGUCCAGGUGAGUGCUGCUGCAGGAGACUUCAAGGCCACCUGCAGGAAGGAGCUCCAUUUGCAGUCUACAGAAGGGGAGAUAUUUUUAAAUGCAAAGACAAUCCGGCUGGGAAAUCUACCAACCGGCUCCUUCCCAUCUUCUUCACCCAGCUCCUCGAGUUCUCGACAGACAGUGUAUGAACUCUGUGUCUGUCCCAAUGGCAAACUUUACCUUUCUCCAGCAGGAGUAGGUUCCACUUGUCAGUCCAGCAGCAACAUCUGCUUGUGGAGCUGAAGUGACUGAUUUCUCCUUACACCAGAAUAGCCUUUUGUUCCUGUCCGUCUGCUUCACAGUUCUGCUCGGUUUCCCUUGUGAUCAGUCCAGAGCUUCUUUGAAUGGUCCACAGAGCAACUUCCAGUGUGAGCAGGAAUUCGCCACCACUUUCUCUUGUGAUUUACUAUACUGCUCAACACAGAGAGUGUGAGUGACACAGCAGUGGAAAAAGCAUCGUCAACAGGAAAACUGGAUCAUGACUUUUGCUCAAAAGGGAGAAUAACAUAGGUGCCUUUGCUACAUGAAGUGAAGCACACAGUUUUAGAUUUUUGCAGGACUUGGAUAUGAACUGCACAUAUAUACAUUACAUAAAUGAAAUUCCCAGUAUCCAAUGGCGAGAUGAAAUGGUUAACCCUGUAAGAAAACUUAUUCUACAGUCUGAAAGCACAAUUUUCCAUUCAUCUUUUUGGAUGUAAACUUUUAUCCCCUACUUUUAGAAUUUUGAAGCAUUAUGUAAUGCUUGCUUUACUAAAAAUUAAAUUCAAUACAUGGUUUUUAACAAAACAAAACAAUACAGAAUCUCUCCCUGAGUUUUCAUUUUGUUUCUUUAUAAUUUCAGUGUGUUGUUACUCUGUCUACUAAGUCUAGAAUUUUGUACAUUAGGUGAUUUUGAAAGCACUCAGCAAUAUAAUCUUUACAGAAUUAACAAAAUGCCAUUUUAAUAUCAUUUGUCAAAUCUGGAUGGCCUUAUAUAGUAUUUACAUGUAUUUGCAUGUGAUAUAUUUGCUUUUCACAAAACAUCUAAUUGAUUGCAAUAUAAGAUAGGACUAAGAAGGACAUGCUGAUGGUAUGAAAUGCGUAGAUCAUUUUUUAAAAAUUCACAUGCUAUCCUUUACACCUAGCUUUUAACAGUAUAAUUUGUGUUUGCUCUAUUCAAUUUACAUUGAUUCUGACUGCUAAAAUUCAAACAUCCUCCAAAUAAAUAAUACUAAUUUGAUGCGUAAUGCUGAGAAUAAAUUCACUUCCAUUGGGAUAUCAUCUUCAAAAUUAUUAUCUAUUUUUUAUUGUAAGUUAAGAUUUGAAGACAUUAGAAGUUAACUUAAAAAUUCUUGACUAACACACACAGUGUCUUUCAGUAAUACAUAUUUCAUUUUUAUUUGAAAACCUCCAACAUUUUUUCAUAUGGAUAUAGCAGUAUGAGUCCCACCAGAAGAUUUACUGUAUGAUUAUAUAUACUUUUUUCUACUAAUAUCAAAGCUGAUCCACAAAAAAAACAGAAAUCACUAACCUGUGAAGUCAUAUCAUUGCCAAUGCUGUUACACUCUCUAGUAGCCAGAGCCAGAACUAGAUUAAAAAAAAAAAUUAUUGAUUAAACAGUAAAAAUGACAAAUGCUAAUAAACAUACUGAAAAUGUGUUUACUACAUUAGAUUCAUACUUUCAGGAAUUUAGUCACAUUUCUAUUCAGCUUUUAACAUAUAUUUACUUUUAUUAGAUUGUUAAGCUACUGUGACAUCAAAAAUUAUAGUUCUUUUCAUUCUCCACUGCUUACUUUUAUAUAUGACCUCUUAAUAACUUUAGAAUACUACAGAUUCAUUUAUCACAAUACCCCUUAACUCAGAUUCUUGAAACUUACAGAAUCAAAGGAUGUAAAACUAUAUUAAGUAUUCCUAUUAUGGGAAGAUGAUUGAAUUACUGUUACUUUAAGGUAAGUCCUGAAUUUUCACAUGCCAGUCAACUUUUUGCUCCCCCAUGCACACCACCAACCAGCAUGUUGAAACUACAUUUUGGAAAUUAAUGGCUAUAGAGUCUUUGGACUUCAGGUCUCUACAGCUCAGAGUGAAUUGGGAAAUUAGAACUUGUUGAAAACAUGUGGUUAAUGAAAAGAGAAAUACUGGCAAUGCAAGAAGAAAAGUGAUUAACAUUUUACCAGAAUGAGCUUGUUUGUGUGACCUAGCAUAUCAAAAAACUGAAGAAGCCCAUUUCCAGUGUACUCAGCAGAAGGGUUCAAGGCUAAUUUGUUAUUUUAAAAUAAAAUUUGACUUGUGUUUGGA
Messenger RNA from Callithrix jacchus (white-tufted-ear marmoset), 2933 nucleotides. RefSeq names its product sarcoglycan zeta (gene SGCZ). Gene Ontology annotation, biological process: cardiac muscle tissue development; heart contraction. Lineage: Eukaryota; Metazoa; Chordata; Mammalia; Primates; Cebidae. The record is from RefSeq and is a predicted model, not a curated record. Gene Ontology annotation, cellular component: sarcoglycan complex; sarcolemma.